This is a messenger RNA of Arvicola amphibius (Eurasian water vole), 868 nucleotides long. RefSeq names its product TEN1 subunit of CST complex (gene Ten1). Gene Ontology annotation, cellular component: CST complex. Gene Ontology annotation, molecular function: single-stranded DNA binding; telomeric repeat DNA binding; telomerase inhibitor activity. NCBI's taxonomy places the organism in Eukaryota, Metazoa, Chordata, Mammalia, Rodentia, Cricetidae. The record is from RefSeq and is a predicted model, not a curated record. Gene Ontology annotation, biological process: negative regulation of telomere maintenance via telomerase.
GUUCGAGGCCAGCCUGGUCUUCAGAGUGAGUUCCAGGACAAGCUCCAAAGCUACACAGAGAAACCCUGUCUCAAAAAACGAACAAACGAAAAGGACUCACUGUUCUCAAAGAGGGCUCAGAUUCUCGGCACUCACGCAGCAGCUCGCAGACAUCUGUAACUACAUAGACACCAGGCAUACAAGUGGUCCACAGACAUACAAGAAUCUUCAAAUCUCCAUCCCAACUAUUUGGUUCCUGGUGCCAUCGAUGCUGCCCAGACCUGGGAUCUACUUCUUCCCCUGGGAAGUCAGUGAUGGCCAAGUUCCCGACGGAAGCACGCUGCGAACUUUUGGCAGGUUGCUCUGUUAUGACAUGACACACUCCCUGGUGACCCUGGCAGCACAGCAAAGAUCUGAUCAGUGCCAGUUGCGCGUCUGCACGAAGUUGGUGGAGCCUUUUGAGCCGCGUGUGGGCUUCCUGUACAUGGUUCUUGGGGAGCUGGAGCAUGAGGAGGAUGGAGGUUCUGUGGUGAAGGCCCGACUGCUCACCUGUGUAGAGGGGAUGGAUCUGUCCUUGUUAGAAAAAGCCAUCCUGGAGCAGAGGCUGUGCCUGCAGAAGAAGCAGCAGCCAAUAGGAGUCGCCAGCACCUUGCCCACGCCUCCACCAGCUCCCCUUCCCAUUGACAGCCUUCACCUGAAACCAGAAAGCAGCAGCGGGGGUGGGGAUGGGGUGGGGGGCCCUGGGGCUGAGACUUGUGAAGGAUCUGAAGGAUUCCUCAGUGUCCUCACCAAUAAAGAGCAUGAACUUGUAGUGUGUGUGUACCUGGUGCAGAGCCGGCUGCAGCCAGCAGGGGCCAGCAGGGGGAGCCAUAGCAAACAGCUUGCCUGA